CGCGGGGACGGUCUCGCGGCUCCUCCGCCACAUAAAGACCCAUCCGGGGAGAGGCAAGAAUGCAGCGUCGGGGUGUCGCUCCAGCGGUGGCUUCGCUGCACUGAUCCCCACGGUGCGGCGCUUCAACCGGCCGGACUGCGAGAAUACACGGCGCGUUUCACGCUUUUGUUCUCCUCGACGCGCAGAAGAAAAGAACGGAGGAAGACGGAGCAAAGCGCCGCAACGCCACAAGUCGGGGAUCGUCGCCGCACAACCGGGAGAGCCCUCCGCCGACACGACCUCCCCCAGAACCGGAGGAACCAUGUCUUCCACCAAGAUGAAGAAGGACAAGGAGAUCAUAGCGGACUAUGAGACCCAAGUGAAAGAGAUCCGAAACCAGCUGGUGGAGCAGUUCAAAUGCUUGGAGCAGCAGUCCGAGUCUCGGAUCCAGCUGCUGCAGGACCUGCAGGAGUUUUUCCGGCGCAAAGCGGAGAUCGAACUGGAAUAUUCCCGCAGCCUGGAGAAACUGGCCGAGAGGUUCUCCUCCAAGAUCCGCAGCUCCAGAGAACACCAGCAGUUCAAGAAGGACCAGCACCUGCUGUCCUCGGUGAACUGCUGGUACCUGGUGCUGAGCCAGAUGCGGCGCGAGAGCCGCGACCACGCCACGCUCAGCGACAUCUACACCAGCAACGUCAUCGUCCGCUUGGCCCAGAUCAGCGAGGACGUCGUCCGCCUCUUCAAGAAGAGCAAGGACAUCGGCAUCCAGAUGCACGAGGAGCUGGUGAAGGUGACGAAUGAACUUUAUACCGUGAUGAAGACGUAUCACAUGUACCACACCGAGAGCAUCAGCGCGGAGAGCAAGCUGAAGGACGCCGAGAAGCAGGAGGAGAAGCAGUUCAGCAAGUCGGGAGACCUCAACGUCCACCUCCUGCGCCACGAGGACCGCCAGCCGCGACGCAGCUCCGUCCGGAAGAUCGAGAAAAUGAAAGAGAAGAGACAAGCCAAGUACUCGGAGAACAAGCUCAAGUGCACCAAGGCCCGGAACGACUACUUGCUGAACCUGGCCGCGACGAACGCAGUGGUGGCGAAGUACUACAUCCACGACGUCUCUGAUAUGAUCGAUUGCUGUGACCUGGGCUACCACGCCAGCUUGGCGCGCACCUUCCGGACCUACCUAUCGGCCGAAUACAACAUGGAGACGUCGCGCCACGAGGGGCUGGACGUCCUGGAGAACGCCGUGGACAACCUGGACUCCCGCAGUGACAAGCACAAGAUCAUGGACAUGCAUAACCAGGUGUUCUGCCCUCCCAUGCGCUUCGAGUACCUGCCGCACAUGGGAGACGAGGUGUGCCAGGUGAGCGCCCAGCAGCCCGUUCAGACUGAACUCCUGAUGCGGUACCAUCAGCUACAGUCCCGCUUAGCCACGUUAAAGAUCGAGAACGAGGAGGUGAGGAAGACCUUGGACGCGACCAUGCAGACGCUGCAGGACAUGCUGAAUGUGGAGGACUUCGACGUGUCGGACGCUUUCCAGCACAGCCGCUCCACUGAGUCCAUCAGGUCCGUGGCCUCUGAGUCCUACAUGAGCAAGCUGAACGUAGCCAAGAGGAGAAGCAACCAACAGGAGACGGAAAUGUUCUACUUUUCGAAAUUCAAGGAGUACCUGAAUGGCAGCAACCUCAUCAUUAAGCUGCAGGCCAAGCACGACUUACUGAAGCAGACGCUGGGUGAAGGGGAAAGAGCUGAAUGUGGAACUACAAGGCCCCCCACCCUCCCCCCUAAGCCACAGAAAAUGCGGAAGGCUCGGCCGCGCUCCAUGUAUAACCAUAAGCUGUUUAACGGCAACAUGGAGACCUUCAUCAAGGACUCGGGUCAACCAAUCCCGCUUGUUGUUGAAAGCUGUAUCAGAUACAUUAAUCUAUAUGGGUUGCAGCAGCAGGGUAUUUUCCGCGUGCCAGGAUCACAGGUGGAGGUCAACGACAUCAAAAACUCAUUUGAGAGGGGUGAAGAUCCCUUGAUUGACGACCAGAAUGAGCACGAUAUCAACUCGGUGGCAGGGGUCCUGAAGCUCUACUUCAGAGGACUGGAGAACCCGCUCUUCCCAAAGGAGCGGUUCCUGGACUUCAUCUCCACCAUCAAGCUGGAGUCUGGAGCUGAGAGAGCCCACCACAUCCAGCAGAUUGUCGUGACUCUUCCUCGAACCGUCAUCAUCGUCAUGCGAUACCUGUUCGCUUUUCUCAAUCAUCUGUCCCAGUACAGCGACGAGAACAUGAUGGAUCCGUACAAUCUGGCCAUCUGCUUCGGCCCGACCUUGAUGCCCAUCCCUGAUAGCCAGGAUCCUGUAGCGUGCCAGGCCCACGUUAACGAGGUCAUAAAGACCAUCAUCAUUCACAACGAAGUCAUCUUCCCCGGCCAGCGCGAGCUCGACGGCCCCAUGUACGAAAAGUGCAUGGCUGGAGGGGAGGAGUACUGCGACAGCCCCCACAGUGAACCAGGAACGAUUGAUGAGGCCGACAAUGGCACUGAACCACACACUAGUGAUGAAGAGGUUGAACAGAUCGAAGCUAUUGCCAAGUUUGACUACGUGGGCCGCAGUCCCAGGGAACUGUCGUUCAAGAAGGGAGCCUCGCUGCUGCUGUACCACCGGGCGUCUGAGGACUGGUGGGAGGGUCGCCACAACGGCGUGGAUGGUCUGAUCCCACAUCAGUACAUAGUGGUGCAAGACAUGGAUGACGCUUUCUCAGAUAAUCUCAGCCAGAAAGCAGACAGUGAGGCGAGCAGCGGACCGCUGCUGGAUGACAAGGGUUCGUCCAAAAACGACGCCCCGUCACCGUGCGAACAGUCGCCCGACUACAACUUCGGAGGAGGCAUGGGGAGGGUGCGCUUACGGUCAGACGGCGCCGCGAUCCCGCGCCGCCGCAGCGGCCCAGACGCCCACAGCCCGAACAGAGGGGCCGACACGCCGCCGCGGGCGGCGGCCUGCCCCAGCAGCCCCCACAAGAUGUCCAUGAGCAAGGCGCGCAUGGAGAGCCCGGAGAAGCGACGACUCGGCACCUUUGGCAGCGCCGGCAGCAUCAACCACCCGGACCGGAAGGCCUACCCCGAGGGCCACCCGCUGAGGCCGGGGCCGGGGGCCACUCGGCACAGCAGCCUCGGGGACCACAAGUCCCUGGAGACGGAGGCUCUGGCUGAGGACAUUGAGAAGACUAUGUCUACAGCCCUCAAUGAGCUACGGGAGCUGGAGCGGCAGAACACCGUCAAGCAGACCCCUGACGUGGUGCUGGACACCCUGGAACCCAUGAAGAACCCGGUCAGCUCCGAGCCCGGCAGCCCCCUGCACACCAUAAUGAUCCGGGACCCGGAUGCAGCCAUGCGCCGCAGCAGCAGCUCCACCUCUGAGAUGAUGACCACCUUCAAACCCGCGCUCUCUGCCAGGCUGGUGGGGGCUCAGCUGCGCCCCCCGCCCAUGAGGCCGCUGCGUCCGCCUCCGACCCAACACCGCUCCAGCAGCUCCAGCUCCUCGGGGGUCGGCAGCCCGGCCGUGACGCCCACGGAGAAGAUGUUUCCAAGUAACAGUGCAGCUGCUGGUUCUAACCUGAAUGCAUCCAGCGACGCCGGGGAUAAGUCUGGUACCAUGUAGCAAAGGUGGAAUGUGUUCGGCGUGAGGGUUGUUGAGGAGAGAGCUUCGGGGAGCGGGUGCUGAUGUGAAUGUGCAGAUACAGAUCUUCUCCUCUCUGUCAUCUGCCUCACCUAAUUUAUAUGUCCAGGAAGCGCCUGUGAUGAGUUAUAUGUUGCCAUGGUGACGAGACGCUGGAGGUGCGGUGGCAUAAAGCUCAGCUCUCUUUGAAACUUGACUCACGGUAAAUAUAUGUAAAAAUGUGCGUGUUUCAGUUAUACCUCAAUUUAAAAACAAAAAAAGGUCACCGUGUUCUCUUUUCAGAGAUGUGUAAAAUGCAAGUGAAACAAUACUUCGGUAUUAGUUUCUACCCAGCAAACACUGUCCAGAGGAUGUUUGUUUGACGCUAGUCUGGACCAGUGUUGACCUUCAGGCUAAAAUACAUCAUUUCCGUCACAGCCCUUGUGGCUGCGCAUACAACGUACUUGAACUUGCCAUGCUUUUCUGUUUGUACUAUAGCUCGGUGGAUGUUGGACAUUAUAGUGACAUUAUGUAAUUCUGCAUGCAAGGUUUGGAGAAGAUAAUGAAAAUAUAGAAGCCUUGCAUCAUCACAAAAAACACGUCUAUGAUAAAACUUUUAGUUUGAAAAAUCCUGACUUUCACGGUGGGAUUUAAAAGCAUCCGGGCAUGAAGACGAUGCCUGACGCCUUGAACGUAACUAAUCAGGACACAAAGCAAAGCAAGCCGUGUAGAACCGUGUGCAGUAGACAGGCCUCAUCUGGUGAGUUCCCUGCUUUUUCCCAUGUCUGAUAGAAAACGAAUGCAACUAAAAUAGAGUUUCUGUGGUAAACUUGUACAUAAUACAUGAGUCAUUUUAAAGUCUUUAUCUUGUACAGGCUAAUGAGGGAAGCUAGGUCGUUGAUCUUGACCUGUGCUAAUCGCGCUGUAGAAGACAGACCGAGCGAUCAAACCCUUUGAUGCGUUGUUGACACACGCGCCCGUUUUCACACAAUUCUCUGAUCUUCAACAUUUAGCUGUUGAUGUUUUGGUGAGAACCCUUCUAACGCCCCCGCCCCCCGUCAGUUCCUGUUUCUAAUUGGCAACGUCACGCUCAUCCAGAGGGACACCAGAGUUUCCUCUUGUCCUGAUGCAUUCAGUUGAUCUGAUGAUGAUGACUACCUGCGCAUCCUUGUUAUCGGCAAGCGCCUGCUCCGUUCUGCAUGUUUUGCGCUGUAAUAUCCGACAUAUUAUGCAACAGCGGAUCUACGGCUGAAUGUGGUGCCUUGCCUUGAUAGAAACCAACAGAGAAUCUUAAAUAAUAUUGGUCUUUUUAAUGAAGCAGGCUUUAAUCUUUGAAAGGGAAUUCCAUUAAUAAAUUCAGCAGCUUGUAGCAAUUAAAGGCAAAAUAAAACAGCAUGUGAACCAUGUGCUGAUUUCAUGGUCACGUCUGCAGCAUUAGAUGCAUUCUGCAGUGUCACCUGCUGUAAAUCAGAAAUUCUUGCUUGUUGCCAAUAUAUCUUAUGCUUUGUUUGUCACAGGCCAAUGUAAACAACACAUAUUUACAGAAUGACUUCAAAUACCCAGAAUAAGGCAAAGCACCAAUCAUGGUCGAACAGUGCUCUUGCGCCCUCUGUUGGUUCCUGUGGGUACUGCUCAUGUUUCAUAGACGCCAUCACCUCAUGUGGGCAUUAUGAGCUGACCUUUAUCUGAUAAUACAAUCAACUGCUUCAUUCAUAUAGUUCCUGUUGUCUGGCUGUCAAAGUAAUUUUACAUAAAAUAUUAUUGAAAUACGAAUAAAGCACACGAUUUAAAAAGUGAAAUUAUCAUAACUAUAUUUAAGUAGACUGUUUUUUUUAAUUUAUAGAUACUUGUGUAAAUGAAGCAGAACAUUCGAGUGCCUUUUGUGCACAACAUCAGUUUUUAUUGAACUUGUAUAUUUACUUUUUUAACUGUUUAAUAUGUUGUCCAUUAGUUCUCUUGAUUCUUGUAAAGUGGUGUUGCUUUUUUAUUGUUACUUUCUAUAGCUACUCAGAUGUCAAACCGUAAGGAACAAAAGGUGUAAAGACUUUUUUUUUUAUUACAGAGGAUUCAUUAUAGACUGCUUGUCCGUGCUUGGGUGAUCUGGAAACUGCUGUACAUGCAAUCUACUGAUUAAAAAAAUCAUCUCAGAGUAUUAGUUAUUAAUCUUCCCUGUGAACUGCCUGUGCUGUGGUUGAGCCAUUUGGAGCCCUCACCUUUCAAGGUAAAUAAUUGCCGUGUGGUUGUUAACAGCAGGACUAAUAUCUCUACAGCGUAAGUAGGGAUUAAGGAGCACUUGGUGCACUCUAAUAUCCUCCACGUGUAACACUUUCCUGGAAUGUAUGAUGAAAUGGAGAACGCCGCUGUCUGCUGACAUUAGCUUAGACCUCAAUAAUACCAUCAGAGUGCAGCAGCAGACUGAGCUCCCAUCAUGUUGUGGGGUCCAGAGUGCAAGUUGCCGUCGUGCUGUUUACCUUCUCUUUAAUUGUUUGUCUAGUGAUGCUGUUUGUUGUUGAGUGUCUGGUUGGUUGAAACCCUGUGAUGUAAUUGACGCCAUACCACUGACUGGAUGUUGAAAUCCCCUGUGUCCUAAUAAAACCACCAUCGCUCCAUGAUCUGAA
Messenger RNA from Betta splendens (Siamese fighting fish), 6231 nucleotides. RefSeq names its product SLIT-ROBO Rho GTPase activating protein 3 (gene srgap3). The transcript is spliced from 22 exons. Gene Ontology annotation, cellular component: cytoplasm. Gene Ontology annotation, molecular function: protein binding. NCBI's taxonomy places the organism in Eukaryota, Metazoa, Chordata, Actinopteri, Anabantiformes, Osphronemidae. The record is from RefSeq and is a predicted model, not a curated record. Gene Ontology annotation, biological process: signal transduction; negative regulation of cell migration. Bases 302 to 3616 code for a protein of 1104 amino acids.